This is a messenger RNA of Gloeophyllum trabeum ATCC 11539, 2616 nucleotides long. RefSeq lists its product as uncharacterized. The transcript is spliced from 12 exons. Lineage: Eukaryota; Fungi; Basidiomycota; Agaricomycetes; Gloeophyllales; Gloeophyllaceae. The record is from RefSeq and is a predicted model, not a curated record. Bases 1 to 2616 code for a protein of 871 amino acids.
AUGGCGCCUGCGCGACAUCGUUCCAAAGCUGCACAGAAGGAGUGCCAUCUAUGCGGGAAACAGUUCGGGGCUUCGGGGCUAGCGAGCCACCAGCGGAAAUGUGAGCGGGAGCUUGCCGACAUGGAGCGCAACCGGUUGUACGAGGAGAAGGUUCGCCACAAGGGUGAGGAACGACGGCAAGUUGACGAUAUCAAGAUUGAAUGGCACCCUCAUAGUGGCCGCCCGCCCGAGAUCCACCGGUUUGCGGAUUAUCGACGUGAGGUAGAUUCUACCCCAGCACCGCCUCCGGACAGUGAGCCAUGGCGACCAUUUCAAUCACGGCUUGAUUUCGAGUUUGCAGAGCUUGCUCUCCGUGCUGGUCUCACGAAAGCUGAGACUGACACGCUGUUUACGCUGUGUCAUCGGGCUGUUGCGGGUGAACCAUUUACACUGCGUGAUCACGCAGAGCUGACUGUAACCUGGGAGAGUGCAUCCUUCAAGUGUACUCCUUUUGAAGCACAAACCAUCACUGCAACAUAUGGGAAGGCAGAAAAGAAAUACCAAGUAUAUUACAGGCCGAUCUGGAACUGGGCCCUUGACCUUCUGCGGGAGGAACACUUGAUGAAGUAUUGGCACUGGGAUGCCCAACGUUGCUAUAAGUAUAGUGGCUCUGAGUUUAAGCGAUUCCUAUAUGAACCAUGGACAGCUGACCGGUGGUGGGAUAUUCAAUCAUCUCUUCCAAAAGAUGCAAAACCACUCUGCUUCAUUCUCUAUGCAGACAAGACAAAAUUGUCUUCAUUUGGGACUGAGAUGGGCUAUCCUGUCAUUGCCCGCAUUGCGAAUAUAGAUAUUGCUGUCCGGAAUAACUCUGGAGUUGCAGGUGGACGAGUUGUGGGUUGGCUACCAAUUGUGAAGGAGAACCCAAGUGACUCAGGAAAAGCUGGAUAUGCUGACUUCAAGCAGAUUGUAUGGCAUGAAGCAUUUUAUGCAGUACUCAAGGCUGUCGCAGAAUAUUCCCGUACUGGCUAUCACUUCAAGUGUGCUGAUCAGAUCAUACGAUUUCUGUUCCCCAUAGUUCUUAUCUUGUCUGCAGACUAUGAGGAGCAAUGUGUCAUGGCUCUCAUACGUGGCUUUCGCGGUCUAUGCCCUUGCCCUAUCUGCCUCGCCCCAGCCAAGAACCUUGUGGACACUUCUGAAGAAUAUGAAUUACGAACCACUGCUACGAUGCAGGCCAUAUUUCAUAAAGCAAAAGAGCUAGGACGCACUGCAGGUGAACAGCUACUCAAGUCAUAUGGCCUUCGAGCAGGAGUUAAUGUUUUCUGGAAGAUCUGCCUUUCUGAUCCAUAUCUGGCAUUAAGCUUUGACCGGCUCCAUGCUUACCAUGGUGGCCUGUUCGGCCGGCAUAUAUGGCCACAACUGAAGCUAUAUAUUGAAGACCUGGGACGUGCUGCUGGAACAACACUCGAAAAACAGGUGGGAGAGCUGCCCCGAUGGCGUGACUUCAAUCACUUCAAUGAAGUUAUGAAGACAAAAUUCACCGAUGGUCAAAAGUUUGAAGAUUUGUCAAAGGUCCUUCUCUAUGCUAUCUAUAAUCUGUUUGAUCGACGGCAGCAUGCACAUAUCCAUUUAUUGCUGCAGUGCCUGAGGCUAUACCUUGAGCUUGAUAUAUAUGUUGGGCUGGAAGUUCAUACCAGUGAUACUCUUGAAGCAGGGCAGCAGACCCUUGCUAAAUUUUCACUAAAAUUGCAGGAUUGGGAAUUCCCAAAGGCACACUCACAUAAGCAUGUCUUUGAUGAUAUACGUGCUAAAGGUGCAACCCGUGUCUACAAUACGAAGGUCAAUGAGAAGGUCCAUGGGCCUCUGAAGGAGGCAUAUCGCCAUACAAACUAUAAGCAGGUUGCUGGCCAGAUACUGAGAGAAGAUCACUGGAAGUUGGUGUCUUCUCUCAUCCGGGAACAUAUAACUUGCCUUGAUGCUUACAACCAACCUGGGGAAGAGUACGAUGAUGUUGGGAUAAUGCACAUAGCUCUUGGCUCACCUCAGACACCCAUUACUUUCAAGGACUUGGAAGAUCUGCAUGGAAAGGAUCUGGCAUUCAAGAAUUUCCGCAUAAAACUUGGGAAGUUCUUCAGCACCUUCUUACCAGCCCAUGGUAUACCUAUUCCGGAAGGCCGUCCAAUACAUUUUGACCAGUAUGAUAAGAUCAAGGAACACCGAUAUGUGAAAGUCACUUAUGAAUCCAUGGUCGACUGGCAAGCAAAAACUGACCAUCUACGGUGUAGUCCUGACUUUCAUCACCAUGAACGUCAUGACUCAGUGAUAGUCAACACCAUAGCUGGCAAUAUCUUUGCAAAGCUGCUCUAUGUCUUCACUUGCAGCACAGGAGGAAAAGUGUACCCAUUGGCUCUAAUACAGCCUCUGGAUGCAGGAGCAGGGGCGCGCCGACAAACAGACCAGGACCUUAAAUUCCAUCGAUUGCGAGAGAGGCCUCGGAAAAGCUCAGAAUUCAUUUCACUGGAAACUGUCAUCCGUGGUUCCUUCAUUGUUCCUGACUUCAAAACAGAUGGGGACUUCUUUCCAGUAGAUGUCAUAGAUGGUGACAUGUUCCUCCGGCUUCGGGAAUUGUAUGGUGCCUAA